Messenger RNA from Benincasa hispida (wax gourd), 634 nucleotides. RefSeq names its product large ribosomal subunit protein eL37x. Lineage: Eukaryota; Viridiplantae; Streptophyta; Magnoliopsida; Cucurbitales; Cucurbitaceae. Gene Ontology annotation, molecular function: structural constituent of ribosome; RNA binding. Gene Ontology annotation, cellular component: cytosolic large ribosomal subunit; ribosome. The record is from RefSeq and is a predicted model, not a curated record. Gene Ontology annotation, biological process: translation.
GGGUCGGGUUUUGUGAUACCCAAUUACUUCAAACCCUAAACCCUCGCAAUAUAAAGCCUGCCGCCUACUUCUAAGCCCUCUUUGGACGGGAGAGGAAUCCAAAGUCUUCAUCCUCGAAUUCGAUUAAAUGGGUAAGGGAACGGGAAGCUUCGGUAAGAGGAGGAACAAGACUCACACUCUUUGUGUUAGGUGUGGCCGCCGCAGCUUCCAUCUUCAGAAGAGUCGAUGCUCCGCCUGUGCAUUUCCAGCCGCCCGUAAGCGUAAAUAUAACUGGAGUGUCAAGGCGAUCCGAAGGAAGACCACUGGAACUGGGCGGAUGAGAUAUUUGCGCCAUGUUCCUCGCAGAUUUAAGAGUGGUUUCAGAGAAGGUACUGAGGCAGCGCCAAGGAGCAAAGGAGCAGCAGCAUCAGCCUAAGACAUCGAAGCUUAAUUGUGGCACAACUUGGUACCUUAUAUAGUUCUAGGAGGAUUUUGUCAUUUUUGGGACUAGAAUUUAUAAGAAUUUUGUUUGAUGAUGUUAUUGCCUUCAAUACUGAAACUCAUUUUUAUUUGUUACUAUUUUGUUUUUGGAAUUUCUGGUUAUUGUUUUCAGACCACUUUCACCUUUGCUUAAUCUAUGUCUUGAGUUAUAUAC